This is a messenger RNA of Malaya genurostris, 1992 nucleotides long. RefSeq names its product gastrula zinc finger protein XlCGF57.1-like. Gene Ontology annotation, biological process: regulation of transcription by RNA polymerase II. Gene Ontology annotation, molecular function: DNA-binding transcription factor activity, RNA polymerase II-specific; RNA polymerase II cis-regulatory region sequence-specific DNA binding. The transcript is spliced from 2 exons. The coding region runs from base 108 to 1847 and encodes 579 amino acids. Lineage: Eukaryota; Metazoa; Arthropoda; Insecta; Diptera; Culicidae. The record is from RefSeq and is a predicted model, not a curated record.
UCACUGCAUGCGCCCAAUGGAAGAGUUUACGUUCAGGAAGUUUAUUUUCAGUGCAACAACUCUAUCAACAAUCUCAAAACAAAACUCCAAAUAGAUAAACGAGUAGCAUGCAGGUGAAUGAAACUUUACAAAACCAUGUUGGUGAAUGCAGUGAAAUACCCGAGAUGGAACAAAAAGCUUACAAUUCCAUUCCAUUGAACAAAAUUUUCCAAAGUGAAAUGGAAUCUCACCAUGCACAAGACGUGCCACUUAUUAAGGAAGAACCACCAAAUAGCCCAGAAGCAGUAACUCCCCCGGAAAUGAAUUUUCCAACGAAUCAUCAAUGUCAGAUCUGUGGCAAACAUUUCGCCCGGAAGAGUUUUUUUGACAAACACAUAUUGAAGCAUGAUGAAGAAGAUAAUCUUUUCAGUAGCGAACUUACUGGUACUGGUGUCAACCCGUUCAAAUGCACUGUAUGCGGGGGAGGUUUCAGCAGUGAAACAGAGCUAAAAGGGCACAUGACUACCCAUGGCAAGGACUUUUUGACGGAUUCCGAAGACUUGAAGAACCACGAACGCAUUCCUACUGACACGGAAAAAUAUCAAUAUAAUUGUGGUCAGUGUGGUAAAGGUUUUCGUUACUGUUCAGGCUUGAAGAACCACGAACUCAUUCAUGGGACCAUUCGGCCACUGGUUUGUGUCAUAUGUGACCAACGUUUCAAUUACAAACAUAAUCUAAAGGAACACAUGCGUCGUCAUACUGGCGAGCGACCAUUCAAAUGUACCAUUUGUGGUAAAGAUUUCUGCACUAACGCUCAUCUCACCAGUCACAUGUAUACGCAUAAUGGUGUUCACAAGCAUACGUGUUCUGCGUGCGACAAAGGAUUCAGUAACAAGUCACGAUUGAAUGCCCACGAACUUACUCAUACUGGAGAACGACCUUUCAAAUGUACCGUUUGCGAAAAACAAUUUUUCACCAAUCAAGCUCUUACUGGCCAUAUGUCUGUUCACACGGGUGAUUAUCGGUACAAGUGCGACGUAUGUGGCAAAGGAUACCCCACUAUCACAUUUCUAAAGACACACGAACGUACUCACACUGGUGAACGGCCGUACAAGUGCACUGUAUGCGGAAAAGAUUUUUCCGGUAAACGUGCUCUCAAUGUGCACAUGCCCACUCACGGAACCGAGUAUCAAUACAAGUGUGAUGUCUGUGGUAAAGGAUUUCAUUUUAGUUCAAACUUUAGAAACCAUGAGCGCGUUCAUAAAAGCGAACGGCCGUUCAAAUGCACCACAUGUGAUAAAGCUUACAGUUGCCGGAAAUUCCUUGUGAGGCACCUACAGACUCACACAGAAGAGCGGUUGUACAAAUGUCCUAUAUGCGAAAAAAAUCUUUCCAAUAAACGUACUCUUGCUGAACACAUAUCUGCUCACGGCACCGAGUAUCUGUAUAAGUGCGGAGUGUGUGGUAGAGGUUUUCAUUGUAAUUCAAAUAUCAGAAGACACGAACGCAUCCAUAGAGGCGAGCGACCGUACAAGUGCGACAUCUGUGGGAAGGAUUUUCGAUGCAAAAAUUAUUUCGAAGUUCACAAGCGGCUUCAUGCAGGCGAGCGACCCUUCAGAUGCACCGUAUGCGGAAAAGAUUACCCCACUAACGCUCGUCUAAACAGCCACAUGCUAAUUCAUAAGGGUGAAUACCUGCACAAAUGCGAUGUGUGUGGCAAAGGAUUCAUGAACCGAUCGCACCUGGAAGUACACGGAUACACUCAUACCGGAGAGCGGCCUUAUAAAUGCACCAUGUGUAGCAAAGGUUUCACACGCGAAUGCUACCUUGCCGCACACAUGAAGACUCAUCGCGACGAGCGAGAGUGAUUUUCGUGGCGUAGCUUUGAUGUGUGUAGCAAGUCAAAUUUAACAAAAGGGAAGAGAAGACUAAAUACAGUUUACGGCAGAAGACGCAGGACUAUGAUACAAAUACGAAUCGAAGUUGUAAUCACUGUUCCAAAAUAAGUGCUGU